UCCACGCAACUCAACUCGUCAAAUUACGGAGAGGAAGCCGUUUCCAACUUUCUCUCCCAGGCAGAGAAAAGCUGAAUCUCUCGGAUUCCUCGACGACAAUGAAGAAAUCAGGAGUUUUGAUGGCUUCCAUGGCUGCAGCUUCUGCUACCGCAAUCUCUGCUUCGUCCACUCCUUCCUCCUCUGAUUUCUAUGCCAAUUCGAAGAUCCAACCUUCUCGGGAGGACUCUGUAUCAAGCAACGGUCGAGACAAUUCCUCUUCACGGAGACAGCCUCCGGCGGACAAAUUUGCGCCGAGGUUUGACGGGUUGAGAUUCAUUGAAACACUGGUCACAGCUCACCGAUGAACAACACCCACAUAAGGACGAUCAUCUCAUAAUUUCAGUGUUUUUACAGGAAAAUAUGUGUGAUCAAUUCCUUUCUUUUGUUUUUCUCCCUUUUUAACAAUUUUAGGAGGAUAAUUCUUACUUAGGAGAUAGAGAUGAUGAUGAUGAUGAUGAUGAUGAUGAUGAUGAUGAUGAUGAAAAAUAGGGUGAAGGUGGGAUCGAAUUGCAUGAGAAUAAUUGCUGAAUUGUAACAUAAAAAUUUAUUCUGUAGUUCUACAGUUAAUGGAAUGAUUUGAAUCUUUGAUCUCU
This is a messenger RNA of Nelumbo nucifera (sacred lotus), 632 nucleotides long. Lineage: Eukaryota; Viridiplantae; Streptophyta; Magnoliopsida; Proteales; Nelumbonaceae. The record is from RefSeq and is a predicted model, not a curated record.